AUGUCUGCUAGGAUAGCACGAGACAGUCUCCAUUUUUUCUGCAAAACUGUGAUUCAGUUUUAUAGUCCAAAAUAUUUACGUAAGUCUACACGUAAUAUCAUCCUGCAAUUGCAAGCUCAUCAUGCUAGUGUGCAUGGGUUUCCUGGAAUGCUAGGAAGCUUAGAUUGUCUCCAUUGGGCAUGGGAAAAUUGUCCUACAGCAUAUCAUGGUUGCAUCACAAGAUAUGUGAAUUUGGCAUGCUUUUUUGGUUCUCCUGGUUCGAUUAACAACAUCAACGUUCUUAACCGUUCACCAAUAUUUAACAACAUAUACGAUGGAUCCGCACCAGAUUCUUCUUUUCAAGUGCGUGGAACGCCAUAUAAGUAUGGUUAUUAUCUGGUCGAUGGAAUCUAUCCUGAGUAUGUUGUGUUUGUUAAAUCGUUUUCAGCUCCACAUGGUUCUAGACGAAAGAAAUUCAAGAGAGCUCAAGAAAGAGCUAGGAAGGAUGAUGAGCGUGCUUUUGGAGCUCUGAAGAAACAGUGGUUCAUAUUGAAUAAACCAGUAGCUUAUUUGGGCGAGAAAAAACUUCAAGAAAUCAUGUAUACAUGUAUUAUAUUGGAUAACAUGAUUAUUGAAGACGAAGGAAGAACGAUAUGUGCGUUUGACGAGGAAGAAAUCAUACCAGAGACACAGCCAAUAGAAAUUGGUGGCGAAGAGUAUAUAAACAGGAGAGCAGAGAUACGUUGCACUGAAACAUUUCACAAUCUUCGCAAUGACUUGGUGGAAUACAUUUACGGGGUUCAAAACAUUAACCUUAAUUUGGAUCCACCGGAUGACCCCGAAUACGAGUUCUCGAAGAACGACUUUAUGUAG
Molecule: messenger RNA, 852 nt
Organism: Lactuca sativa (garden lettuce)
Lineage: Eukaryota; Viridiplantae; Streptophyta; Magnoliopsida; Asterales; Asteraceae
Source: RefSeq, a predicted model, not a curated record